GAGGCAGAGCUGGCCUGUGUCUGUGUGUCCAACCAGCUCUCCUCUUAUCCCUCUCUCCCUCCUUUUUUCCUCCCCUUCCCCUUCCCCCCACGGCCACAUCCCACUGCCUGACCGCCGAUGAUGUCCAUCACCACCACCGCCGCCAGCAGCCCGCUCUGCCCGGCGCCCGUCUCCAGGGGCGGCCGGCGGAGAUGCGUCGUUCGGGCUCAAGCCGGAGGAGAGGCGGACAAGUCGGUGGAGAUAAUGAGGAAAUUCUCGGAGCAGUACGCGCGCCGCUCCAGCACCUUCUUCUGCUCCGACAAGUCCGUCACAGCCGUCGUCAUCAAGGGACUUGCUGACCACAAGGAUACCCUCGGAGCUCCUCUCUGCCCUUGCAGGCAUUACGACGACAAGGCCGCCGAGGCAGCGCAGGGGUUCUGGAACUGCCCAUGUGUUCCCAUGAGAGAAAGGAAGGAGUGCCAUUGCAUGCUUUUCCUCACCCCCGACAACGAUUUCGCUGGAGAAGAACAGGUUAUCAGCCUGGAGGAGAUCAAAGAAGCGACAUCGAAGUUCUAACCUACCUUGGCCCCUUUGUUUUGCUUGAGGGCUAUUGUUGGAUCUGUAUAUGUAGUAUCUGUAAGAAAUAAAUGAUGUGGCUUGUCAUAUUUUGCCUGGCCUUGUUGGUUUGAGAAAAACUAAAGUCUGAUGGAUGGAUGCACCAUGACUUGUUUGAUUGCGUGUUUCGAUUAAAGCAUACUACAUAAGAAAGAUGUGGGAAAUCUGAUGAA
This is a messenger RNA of Lolium rigidum, 767 nucleotides long. RefSeq names its product ferredoxin-thioredoxin reductase catalytic chain, chloroplastic-like. The transcript is spliced from 6 exons. The record is from RefSeq and is a predicted model, not a curated record. Bases 118 to 555 code for a protein of 145 amino acids. Lineage: Eukaryota; Viridiplantae; Streptophyta; Magnoliopsida; Poales; Poaceae. Gene Ontology annotation, molecular function: oxidoreductase activity, acting on iron-sulfur proteins as donors.